CUCUAUUGUAUCUUUUGAGCUUUUUGGGUCUCUGUGUCACAACUACUCAGCAGUACUCACUCAAAUUGAGGGAGGACCGACUUUACUCACUCAAUCGAGUGGACUGAGUGAGUGAAUGAGUCAUCUCGCAUCUCCAGCUCCACCCACCAUUUCCAUUUCAUUGGUCCUGAUACCCUUUUGCUCAAAAGUGGUGAUUCCCUCCUGAUCAUCACUUCGUGAGUUGCUGCAGAAUUACUUUCAGAUUGUAGGUUCUUUUGGAGUAAAAUCUGAAGGUUGAAUCAGUCAUAUCUGUUAACUUUUACAGAAACAGCAAAGGGGAGACAGUGGGGGAAAGAAAGGGUGGUCAGCAACAUUGGGUGACCUAAUCAGGUUGAUUUGGAAGCAUUUACAGCUGUAAUUGGCUUCUUCUAUAUCAAGACAGCUAUAACGGAUCGAAUUGGUAAUCCUAGUCGCAGGCUAUGAAGAAAAGGCGCGUGCACGAAUCAAGGCAUGCGUUCCAUGAAACGCCAUUUGAGGCCUUCUGCUGUGGCUCGUGGAGAGGUGUGAGGCAGAUUGAGAUUAGGGAUGGGGCUAUGAUCACACAUUAUGGAGAUCACCACCCGGGAGUUGAGGAGAAGGGUCAGUUGUCAAACCUUCGAAUAAGGUCUAGGCCAGCAACUGCAUCUGAUUGCAUUUGCUUCCUAAGGGCAGGUAUUGAUGUCUGUGUGCUUUCAUCUGCUCUACAAGAAGAAAGUCCAGCUGGAGAAACUAGAAAUCCGGUGUUGGUAGAUGCUAAAAUAAAAUCUAUAGAGAGGAAGCCACAUCACGAGUCUCAUUGUUCAUGCAAGUUCUCUGUCAAGCUCUAUGCAAACCAAGGUGUUCUUGGUCUGGAGAAAGCAACACUUAGCAAAGAAACCGAUGAAGUAGGAAUCGACAAGAUCCAUGUCCUUCAAAAGCUCGAUAAAAUCCCUUGUGAGGGUCUAUUCUAUCGUUGGGAUUACUCGGAAGACUGUGUUGUAGCACAGAGAACUAAACUUUUUUUGGGGAAGUUCUCACAUGAGCUCACAUGGCUACUUGCAGCAUCUGUUCUCAAACAAAUUGCCUUCAUUGUGAGGUCAGUGCAAAGCAAAUUAGCUUACCAAACUUGGGCUGAUGAUGAGGAUAGCAAGACUUUGAAACCCGAUAUCCAACUGAAUUUCAUAAAUUUCAAGGUGGAGGACGACAUUUUGACACCCGUUGUUGUACAACACUGUCCUAAUUUUAGAGAUGAAGAAGCUGCUUCUUGUUCUUCAUUAGUAUUGGUGGUUCCUACUCCAGUUACUGAUGAAGCAAACUUGAAACUGCGUCGAUCUGGCCGUAGAAGGUUUCAACCGGAGCGGUUCCUUGGUGGUGAUGUUGCUCCGGGAGAAGACCCCGGGUGGGUUAGACAGAUGCCAUACAAGACAGAUAAAUGGAAGGAUGAUGGUGAUGAUGAUAGUGAUUUGGAUGUGCCUCUAUCAGACCUUUUUGGUGCCCGUGGUGGAAAUGGUGGUAGAAAGCUGGCUAAAGGAGAAGUUCCUCAGCUUGAACUCUUGGAGGAUGAUAACAUGAAAAUAAAAAAGUUCAAGGUUGGUAAGUCAAAGAAAAGAGGCCGAAAGCCUCAACUUGCCAUCGUCCCGGUUCCCAUGCCUGCUCAAAAUGAUACAGUUACGCCAGAAGAUGUUGAUGAUCAUGAACAACCUGAUUCUCCUCCUCCAAAUUCUCCUGAAAUUCUACCCAGAGAGCCCAAGGAUGAGGUCUCAUUCGGGUAUUAUGGUAAGAGAGGUACCUCAGGCUCCCAGAGGAAUAGUUUUGUUUCCUUCAGUUCGAGAAAGGCGAACUUCGAGCCUGAGGACAUGGUUUUCCAAAGUGGAUGGGGGCCAAAAUUUGCUGCUGCUAGUAAGAAAGCUUCUUCAAAUGGGAGAUCAUUCAGAUCUUUCAAGUCCAGGAGAGAUAAGUUUGGUGAGCGAAAGCCGUUCAAGAAGACUGCUUUAAGUGCUGGUGCAUACAACAAGCUUAUAAAUUCAUACAUGAAGAACAUUGAUUCUACUAUCUCAUCCAAAAGUGAGACCCAUAUCAUCGAUCAAUGGGAGCGAUUUAAAGCCAAAGGUGACCAGGGCCAUGCUAAGAACAUGGAUCAGUUUGAAGUAGAGGAUGAUGGUGAACUGUCAGAAACCGAGAUGCUGUGGAGAGAAAUGGAACUAUGUCUGGCAUCAGCUUAUCUUCUUGAUGAAGAUCAGGAUCAAGUUCCUAAAAAGAACGCCGAGAAGGAAGGUGACAGUAAUUGCCUCCAUGCAUACAAACUUGACGAGGAGAUUGGGAUCAUAUGCACUAUAUGUGGCUUUGUCAAGACCGAAAUGAAAUACGUUACACCUCCAUUUGUAAAGGCGGAAAAUGCUAGCUCGACUGCAGAAAGGAAACCAAAUGAUGGCAAUGACUCGGAUCCUAAGCCAGAAGGGGAAGAAGAGAUCAAACUUUUCACCACUGAUCACGAUACCUACAAGGAAGACGUGUCAUCAUCUGCACAGAAAGAGAACGUUUGGGCAUUAAUCCCUCACAUAAAAAACAAGCUGCAUUUGCACCAGAAGAGGGCAUUUGAAUUUCUGUGGAGAAACACUGCAGGCUCGACCAUCCCAGCCAAAAUGGUGAAAGCAUCAAAGAAAGUUGCUGGUUGUGUUGUGUCCCAUACACCAGGAGCUGGCAAGACAUUCCUCAUCAUAGCAUUCCUCUCAAGCUACCUUAAGUUGUUCCCAAACAAGAGACCAUUGGUCCUUGCUCCAAAGACAACUCUCUACACCUGGUACAAAGAGUUCAUCAAGUGGGAGAUCCCUAUCCCGGUACACCUCAUCCACGGGCGAAAGACUUACAGGCUGUCGCAGCAAGGUGCAGUUAAAUCCACUGGAGGGCCAAAGCCGAGUCAGGACGUUAUGCAUAUCUUGGACUGCUUAGAGAAGAUUCAGAAGUGGCACGCACAGCCGAGUGUCCUUGUCAUGGGCUACACUUCAUUUCUCACUUUGAUGAGGGAAGAUUCAAAGUUUGCUCACAGGCAGUACAUGGCCAAAGUGUUGAGGGAAAGUCCAGGGCUACUCAUACUCGACGAAGGGCAUAAUCCUAGGAGCACCAAAUCCAGAUUGAGGAAGGUUUUGAUGAAGGUGCAAACCGAUCUUCGAAUACUUCUCUCUGGGACUCUAUUCCAGAACAAUUUCGUCGAGUACUUCAACACACUUUGCCUUGCUAGACCAAAGUUCAUUAGAGAAGUGUUGAGGAAGCUAGAUCCCAAGUACAAGGCAAAGAAAGGGCCUAAGAAAGCUCGACACCUACUGGAAGCUCGAGCGAGGAAGCUUUUCAUAGACAACAUUGCUAGCAAGAUUGAUUCAGGUGUGCCAGAAGAAAGAAUGGAAGGUCUGAAUGUGCUGAGAAAAAUGACGAAUCGUUUCAUUGAUGUUUAUGAAGGUGGGGCUUCUGAUGGCCUUCCUGGCUUGCAGAUUUAUACUAUACUGAUGAACUCCACAGAUAUACAGAAUGAGAUUCUGAACAAGCUGCAUGACAUUAUGGCUACCUACAAUGGUUACCCAUUGGAGCUAGAGCUCAUGAUCACGCUUGCUUCAAUCCACCCUUGGUUGGUUAAAACAUCGAACUGUGUCCACAAGUUCUUCGACAUGCCUGAACAGAUGGAGCUCGAGAAGCUGAAGUUCGACUUCAAGAAAGGGUCGAAGAUCAUGUUCGUUCUGAAUCUCGUCUACAGGAUAGUGAAGAAGGAGAAAGCCUUGAUCUUUUGCCACAACAUUGCACCCAUUAAUCUACUCACCGAGCUGUUCGAGAACAUCUUUGGCUGGCAGAGAGGCAGAGAGAUCAUGAUUCUCACAGGAGAUCUUGAGCUGUUCGAGAGAGGCAGAAUCAUCGACAAGUUUGAGGAGCCAGGUGGACAUUCCAAGAUUCUGCUUGCCUCCAUCACAGCUUGUGCUGAAGGAAUCAGCCUGACAGCGGCUUCGAGAGUGAUACUGAUGGACUCCGAGUGGAAUCCUAGCAAGACGAAGCAGGCCAUUGCUCGUGCUUUUCGUCCAGGUCAGCAGAAGGUGGUCUACGUGUAUCAGUUGCUCGCGACUGGGACUCUUGAAGAGGAUAAGUACAGGAGGACAACGUGGAAGGAGUGGGUUUCGUGCAUGAUAUUCAGCGAGGCAUUUGUCGAAGACCCCUCGCAGUGGCAGGCAGAGAAGAUCGAAGAUGAUGUGCUGAGGGAAAUGGUGGAGGAAGAUCGUGUGAAAUCGUUCCACAUGAUCAUGAAGAACGAAAAGGCUUCAACGGGUUAAGAUUCAAAACGGUCUAAGCUAGCUUCACCUCAACUAACUGCAAAUAGCAUUGUGACAUGAGGCACCAUAACCCUGCAAGUAAAUCAAAAGUGCAGCUGUAUACCCAUAAUGUCAAUGAAUAUCUUGAAGGAGGAAAGAGGAAGCUAUAGUUACAAGGACAAGACAGGAGACGGAUACCCGCAAAAGAAGAACAAUGACCUUUCGUGUUCGAACUGUCUGCAAAAAUUUUCUCUUCUUUGAUUCAUUCUUGGGCAUUCCUAAUGUGUUCAUAAUGGAACAGUUUUCAGUUUAUGAACCGUGAUAGUUCCCCAGGUAGACAACUUGGCUCUGCCUUUGAGAUUCUAUGAAAAUAAUGGCUUGGCAUUUGCUUUUCUCUUUACUUCUGUCAUCUGGUUUUCGGCCUUUCGUCACUUUAAAAGGGUGUAAUAAUGGGGAUGGAACAAGUGGUGGUAUCAGCAUGCACAUGUUGGGCAGAGUUUCAGAUAUGCGAUGCGACGGUGUCAGUC
Molecule: messenger RNA, 4813 nt
Organism: Linum tenue
Lineage: Eukaryota; Viridiplantae; Streptophyta; Magnoliopsida; Malpighiales; Linaceae
Source: the annotation of a GenBank genome assembly